AUGGAUAUCGUCAACAUCUUAAACAAAAAGGAAGCUAGUGCUAGCAGCGACAAUGCUGUUUCCCCAACUUCUAGACAACCGGAAACCGGUCAAGCACGGUUUGAGAAACAAGAUGCAGUUCGCUUACCCUCUAUGGCUCCGAAUUCGUUUUCAACAUAUCCACACGCAACUUUUGCUCCAAGAUAUUCAUACGAGACACAGCACUCUCCGCCGCCUGCAGCCAGCCCUUCUAAUCCGUUUGCAACUAGUCCUGGUCCUAGUUCGGAAGGGCCUCAUUCGAAUAAUGGAAACGAUGAUCCUACGAAGCCAUAUCAUUGCAAGACAUGUUCGAAGGGUUUUGCUCGCAGGAGUGACCUAUCACGCCACGAGCGUAUCCAUAGUGGCAUCAGGCCACAUAUUUGUGAUUUCGAAGGUUGUGGGAAACAAUUUAUUCAGAGAUCGGCUUUAACGGUCCACGCAAGAGUACAUACUGGAGAGAAACCACAUAUGUGCGAAGCCUGUGGAAAGCCUUUUAGCGACUCGAGCUCUCUCGCUCGCCAUCGCCGUAUACACUCUGGCAAAAGGCCCUACAAAUGCCCAUACGCAGAUUGCCAGAAGACAUUCACAAGGCGUACUACUUUAACUCGCCAUCAAAAUCAUCACACUGGGACUAUUAGCGAGGCUGCUGCUGCAACUGCUGCUGCAUUAGCCAGCAGGAGAUCUUCAAGCAAGUCAAGUGUUCAGUCGCUAUCACUGACCGGCAACAGCCCCCGUGAAGAUAACAUGGAGUCAGUCUCCCAAUCCCGUACCGGCUCGAACUCAUCGUUAAGAUUAUCCCAAGGAUCGAGCCCGGCGGCAGAUCUCGACAAGCAAGUGAUUCUAGCAUGGCGUGAGAGCCCACCAUACCAAGCAGUCACUUCUCUACCCACCCCAGUCUCUACCCCAACCAUUCCUGCCAACCUUGUAACUGGCACAGCCGCAUUGCAGAUAUCGGAUUCCAGGCAAAAUCUUAGAGGUUUACCACCGCUGGGCAGUGGUUCCCAGCCCCGUUCUCUUAGCCCUCUCCACCGUAGUCCAAGCUCAGGGAUUUCGCAUCACAUCUGGCAGCACCACACGCACAAUGGCUCUCCUACAUCUUUACUACCAAUUCAUACUGCCAUCAGUCUAUCACCCCAGCCGGCUUACCGGUAA
Messenger RNA from Orbilia oligospora ATCC 24927, 1170 nucleotides. RefSeq lists its product as uncharacterized. Gene Ontology annotation, cellular component: transcription regulator complex; PcG protein complex. The coding region runs from base 1 to 1170 and encodes 389 amino acids. Gene Ontology annotation, molecular function: RNA polymerase II cis-regulatory region sequence-specific DNA binding; DNA-binding transcription factor activity, RNA polymerase II-specific. The transcript is spliced from 5 exons. Lineage: Eukaryota; Fungi; Ascomycota; Orbiliomycetes; Orbiliales; Orbiliaceae. Gene Ontology annotation, biological process: regulation of transcription by RNA polymerase II. The record is from RefSeq and is a predicted model, not a curated record.